UUUUCCAACAUCAAAUUUUCAGUUUCGGUGAAAAAUGUCAACCAAAUUUUUAAAUACAUAAAAAUUCGCUAAUAAAAUCCAAAUUCUCUGCCAGAAAAUAAAAACAAAACACACAUAUAUAUUUACUAAAACAACCACAACAACAACAGAAACAAGCCGAUUCUCGAUUGCGUGUGUAUAUGAGAAACUAAGGCAGGUGAACGCACAAAACGCAGCGAAUCGCAGCCGAAUGACGAAGGGCAUAUUGAAAAAUGUUCGACGAACGUUGAGUAUUUGCUUCAAUUUCAUUUUAGCUUGUUGCUACGAAAUACUACCGUUAUUUGCAAUAACAACAACUCAAUAUGCAGAAUAUGUGGAAGCGAAGGCAGCAGCAGCAACAGCAACAACUAUGACAACUACAACAAUUGCAACAACAACGCAUGGCGUACGGCGCAGCAGCAGCGAAAACAAAAAGAACAACAACAACAACAAUAAGAACAAAAACAAGAGCAGCAGCAGAAAUAGUAGCGGCAGCCAGGAAAACAAUAGCCACAACAAGAAGAUAAACAAGCCUAACAAAGCCAAUAGCAGCGUUGAAAACCCAACAAACGCAAACAAUGAAGCCUACCACGCGGCGCUCGAACGUGGGCUGAGCGAGGUGGAAAUGCCCGAAAAGUUGAGGCAGCGAACCCACUCAAGCGAGCGAGCGACCAACGCCGACAACAGUAUGGGUAAUACGCAAACAACAAACAAUGGCACCGCAGCUCAUGAGCCGCAAACGCCAACAAAUGGUGCAGGUGGUGGUGCUGGUGGCACGCUGAAGAGUCGACGUGGCAGUCGAGUGAAAGUUUUUGCACGUUUCAGCCAAAGGAAACAAGCGCAGCAGCAGCAACAGCCCGCAUCCGCGUCCAAGGAGACCAUUGUCGCCACACCCACAUCGACUUCCGCUUACGAUGACUCGAUCGAGGAGGAGCUGCUGAUGCUCCGGCAAAGUCAUGCGUCUGUGAUAAGGCAAUUGGAGGAUGAACAAAUGGAUUUUCGAAAAACCCAAAAACCACAAACGACAAAGAAAAAGAUAUCGAGGCUCUUCAGCAGAAAAGUGGAACAUGAGACGAUGGCAGUGGAGACGGCGACAGCAGAAGAUAACAAAAAACUGACAGGUACCAAACCAAAGCGGCUCGCACCGAAACCGCCUGAAACAAAAGAAACACCGACAAUUGCACCAAAAGCAAGUACAACAAGCACAGAACAAGCGAUAACCGCAACGCAACAAGUGAAAACAACGAAAUUAACAACAGCAACGACAACAAGCAAAGAAACACAACCAACAAGUAAUUUCGAACGCACAGCACCCACAAGCCGAUCUCCAAAGCGAGAACGUGAAGAUCACCGUGAGUUCAUUGAGCAUCUCUUCGCUGCGGCCGACGGUAAUAGCGGCAGCGAAGUCAAAGCCAGCGACACCGCUGAGGCUACAGACGAAGAGCGAGAAUCGUUAGACUACGAUGAUGAAGACGGUGAGAGCGCUAACAACGCUAUACCGCGAGAGACAGCAGAACAUGUUAGAAGCAGCCAAGCAAAACAAACACGAAACCCGCCUGCCUUGGAAGCUGGCCAAACUGAGGAAUCAACAGUUCAUUCCACUGUAUCGCUGGAAGAGUUCCAAGCGCUACCAACGACGCCGACAAUAAACAACAACGCAGCCACCAAUUGGAAUGUCAACACAAAGCGAAAUGGCGACGGUUCGGCGACAACGACGACAUAUGUGAAACGCGUUGAAACGUCAAAAAGUCUCAUUGACAGCAACAACAGUGACACCAGUGACAAAGACAGCGACGCGACGCAAUCGAUUAAUGUAAUUGUUGCUGCCGAUUGUGGUCUAACCAAACCACAGCGAUACACAUAUCAAAGGAAUCACCACCAACGAGGUAAAGGUGAAAUUACGGCCACAGUGCAACAGUGUUUUGAUAGUGAAAAUUUGGAAAAAUCUGAAAAAUUACAAGAAUCCGAAACGUACGUGAACGAGAAGAGUGUAAAGAAUGCAAAGAAAUUGUGCGUCCGCAAGUUGGUCGUACAGACAGAAUCGUGGAAAACGGCGAAUGCCAUAAAACGUGUUGAAGUUCAAUAUCGUGGAGAGCAGCAAACGAAACAAGAACAAAAACCAGAACAAGCGGCAGAAAGUGCAAUUACACGCAAAGCAGCCACAGACGCACUCGAUGAAGGUGAAGUCUAUGAUGAGUACAACAACAUGCUCAUCACCUCCGGUCGCCAUAGUGCACGGCAACAGCCACAACUACAACAACAGCAUCAACAACAACAACAACAAAACUAUGAUAUUGUACUACUUAAGGAAUUGUCAACUAGUUCUGAUUCACUCUUUACAGACCCCAUAUCACCGCGUAGCAUUGGCGAAGAACAACAACAACAGCAACAACAACACAGCGCAGAGACAACAGCAAAUGAAUCGGACAAACGUACACAUCUGCGCACAUUUAAUCGCUUGGCAGCGCGCGGUCUCAACGAUUUGCCAACGCUUAUCAAAGAUCGUCCGAUCAGCGAGAUCAGCAUAACAUCGGCCGACACUUCGGGUAUACUCUCGCCGACAACAGCACGUGCUGUGCACGAGCUACAGCGGCGUCAUCGCGCCGAUAAGGUAGCGCAUUUGUCCGUCUCACAAACGACAUACUUGGAAUUAGCGCCCGAUACGAGUCCCGAGCUCGAGUCGGACAGUCCGGAUGAGCAGAUGGCCUUGCAAUUGGGUAAGAAAUUGGCACAAGUGCUGAGUAGCAGCGGUAGUAGUGGCAGCGCAGCGACUGUGACGCCACAAGAUAAUGCUGCCAGUGUGGGCAGUGUGGGCGGUGCGGAUCUCUUCGGUAACCUAGCGAAGACCAAGAAAAUUGAAUUGCAUAAUCUGUCGUCGCGUCUGGGUACGGCAGCAACCACAACGCCGACUGAGGAGAAGACAGAUGCCAGCGCAACGAACAGCAAACAGUUGCCGCCUUCGACAGAAACUCAAUCAACCGUUAUAAUUUCGUUUAAAUCAUCGCAAACACCUGUUCAGUCUCAGCAACAGUUACAAACGCCAGCACCAGCAACACCACCUCCUCCAACGGCAAGAACGAAACGGGAAACCGCUAGCGUGUAUACCCCGACCACAACCACAGCGUCAGCGGCGGCAAUAGCAUCGGAAGUUGCUGCAUCAACGCCUACAACGUUGGGAUCCACAGAACCAGGCGCUCUAACACCUUUGACACCCGCCACACCGACAACAACAACAACAGCAACAACGACACUUAGCAACAAUGUACUCAAACGAGUCGCUACAUUCACCGCUGAGAAGGCAGCCGCUACAGCCGCUGCCAACGCUAUUAACGCCAGCAAUGCAAAUGGUGGCAGUGCGAGCGCCAUCGGCAUGGCCGCCACGCAUUUGGAGUAUAUCACCGGCUGUCGGCGUCUAUCUUAUGUGCCGGAGAAGUUAAGCUUCGCUGCGUAUGAAAAGUUUGAAGGUCAAAUGCUCAUGAAAUGGCUGAUUUCAUCGCUGCAACAAUCGGGCAGUAAUCUCAAUGAACAAGACUUGAAUAAUCUAACAAUACAGUAUUGUAACAAUCUAAUCAAUGUGGGUGUGUUGAAGCAGAUCUCCGAGGAAACGGAUAUUAAAAACUUCAGUCCCUAUUACAUGUACCAAUGGACGCAUACGGAGGCGCCAACCACAUCUGUACCGCUUACUCCAGGCAGACUGGACACAGUCGCCGUUUGGCCACAUUGCAGUACGCCCAGCACAGUGCCGCGCAUACCGAAGGGCGUACAAGUGGACACCACCACGGGCGAUCUCACAUUUCAACAGAAUCUCCGCAAGCGACUGCUUGCCUGUGGCAAUCUAACCGAAGUGCAUACUGUGGUCAACGAACUGCUGACCGCGAGCGAAAUGACACGGCGUCCAUCAAAACGCUGCAUAGAAUUAACAGAUCUGCUAAAUGCUAGCGAAGCCACCAUUUACGAAAUUGAAAAACCCCUAGUAACACCAGCAAGCCAGGUAGCUGCGAUAACCAGUCAACCAGUACAGGAUACAGCAAUACAGACUGAGGAGGUAUUAGUAACGGCCACAAUCACUUGCCCCGUAUGCAAAGCAAAAGCGAAAGAAACCAGUGAUCGGGAGAUGCAGACGGAAAGCGAAGAAGCGCCGAAGGCACCUAAAACGCCACCACCGCCGCCUCCACCAUUUGAUGCACUAGCGAAACCACCUCCUCCGCCGCCGCCGCCUCCACCAGCGCUAAUAUCAACAGCAGCAGCAGGACCACCGCCGCCACCACCGCCUCCUCCGCCACCAGGCAUGAAUGCACCUGCACCGCCGCCACCACCACCACCAGCGCUGGGAGCUCCUGGUGGACCGGCUCCACCACCGCCACCACCUGCGCUGCCGCCACUCAAUAUUUCAGCUGUACCACCACCCCCGCCGCCCGGUGCGCCAAAACCACCCUCAUCUGCCACACCAGCGCCACUGCCAAACCCAACCGAAGGUGCUUGGUUUCACACCACGAAUACACUGCGUAAGACUGCCGUUAACCCACCCAAACCGAUGAAGCCGCUUUACUGGACACGCAUAGUCACUAGUGGGCCACCACCCAGACCGCCGCCGCCGCAACCAAGUACAGACUCUAGCGGCAGUGGUAGUUCACCUGAUGAUGCCACAGACUCGACGACACCCAAAGAAAUCUGGCAGGAAAUUGAAGAGACAAGUCUCGAUAACAUCGACGAAUUCACCGAACUUUUCUCGCGUCAAGCAGUGGUGCCCAUCAGCAAACCCAAAGAGAAGAAAGAGGUGCGUGUCAAGGCAAUGAAGGUGCUGGAUAGCAAACGUUCACAAAAUGUCGGCAUCGUGUCGCGCAGUCUACAUGUGGACAUCUGUGAGAUCGAACACGCCAUCUACCAUGUGGAUACAUCGGUGGUAAGCUUAGAGACCCUACAACAGAUUAUCAACAUCAAAGCGACAAAUGAGGAAUUGGAACUGAUCAAGGAGGCGGCACAAAGCGACAUACCGCUAGACUAUCCCGAACAAUUUUUACUCAAAAUCUCACAGAUCUCAAUGUCUACGGAACGCAUAUCAUGCAUUGUCUUCCAAGCCGAAUUCGAAGAGGCGGCCACGGUAAUUGCGCGCAAAUUGGAAGUUGUCACACAACUUUCACAAUAUCUGAUCGAGAGCGAAGACUUGAAGCUGGUAUUCACGAUAAUACUAACGUUGGGCAACUAUAUGAAUGGUGGCAAUCGACAGCGUGGUCAAGCUGACGGUUUUACAUUAGAGAUUUUAGGUAAACUUAAGGAUGUCAAAUCGAAGGAAUCACACACAACACUGCUGCAUUUCAUCGUGCGUACCUAUAUAAGUAGGCGUCGCAAGGAAGGCAUACAGUUGCUGGAAAUGAUAUUACCCAUACCAGAACCAUCGGAUGUGGAGCGUGCUGCGCAAGUGGACUUCGAUGAGGUUAAACAACAGAUAAUGGAGUUACAUAAGAAACUGAAAGCCAAUCAAAAAACCACAGAACGCGUUGUAAUCGCCUCAACGCCUAACACUUUAGAGCCAUUUAAAUCGAAAAUGGAAGAGUUUAUCGAAGGUGCAACGAAGACGAUUGAUAAACUCUACAAGGACUUGGAUGAGUCACGCACGACUUUCAUCGAGACAAUGCGUUUCUAUCAUUUCACACCCAAAUCACGUGCGCUGGAGCAAUGCACACCCGAUCAGUUCUUUGAGUAUUGGACCAAUUUCACGAAUGAUUUUAAGGAUAUAUGGAAGAAGGAGAUAGCCACGCUGUAUGACGACUUGUUACGCAAGUCCAAGCAAAUACAAACACAAUCACGUAAAAAGGUGAAAACGACCAAAGUGACACCAGGCUGCCUUAAGGAACGUAUUUUGCGCUUGAGUAAAAAAUAAAUAUAUGCAUUAAAACAGUUCAAUUUUUAUUAGAAUGAGAAUGAGAAAAUUUGUUAGAAAUAUAAUUAUUUUACGAAAGCAUUCAUAUACACCCCUACUACAUUAAUAUUGCUCUAAAAGCUUUUUACGCAUUGUAUUUAUUAUAAUUGUAAUAUUAGCUAAGUAGCCUUAUAUAAUGAUUAGCCUUUAGACUAAAUUAAGUUUAUAUAAGAAAUAUUAUUUUUGUUCCAAUUUUUUUUUUUAAACUACAAAAAAUAUUUAAUUCGAAAUUGUUAAAUAAAAACGCUUA
Molecule: messenger RNA, 6188 nt
Organism: Zeugodacus cucurbitae (melon fly)
Lineage: Eukaryota; Metazoa; Arthropoda; Insecta; Diptera; Tephritidae
Gene: capu
Product: protein cappuccino
Exons: 11
Coding region: 230-5899 (1889 amino acids)
Biological process (GO): actin nucleation; actin filament network formation; cortical actin cytoskeleton organization
Cellular component (GO): cytoskeleton; cytoplasm; actin filament
Molecular function (GO): microtubule binding; actin filament binding
Source: RefSeq, a predicted model, not a curated record